Messenger RNA from Cucumis sativus (cucumber), 1352 nucleotides. RefSeq lists its product as uncharacterized. The record is from RefSeq and is a predicted model, not a curated record. The transcript has 10 exons. The coding region runs from base 248 to 949 and encodes 233 amino acids. NCBI's taxonomy places the organism in Eukaryota, Viridiplantae, Streptophyta, Magnoliopsida, Cucurbitales, Cucurbitaceae.
UGCUUUGAAUUAUAAAAGAGUAGAAAAAGACAAAGAAGACUUCUCCAAUGCUCAUUUUUGACCAAUCACAUACUCUUCUUCUCCUCCAAUAUUCAUCAUUUUCAUCAGUUUUUUUCUUCUCUCAACGCCUAUUGCCUUUCUUACAUUUCAACCAAAACUUUCCUUCCUUCCUUCUACACUUUUGAAUCGUCUCUUUCCCUCUGUACCUCCGGCGACUUUCUGUUUAAGGCUCCUAGAUUGAAGGAGAAUGCCGAAUUGGGAGCUUAGGAAUUGCUGUCACCGUGAUCAGGUUCUCUUCUUAGUAACCAUUGGGGUGUUCACUCUUGUAAUCCUCGCGCUAUGGAGGACGUUUAUAAUCACUCCUUUUAAGCUCAUUACUGUUUUCCUGCACGAAGCAAGUCAUGCAAUAGCUUGUAAGCUUACCUGUGGUGAGGUGGAAGGAAUCCAGGUUCAUGCAAACGAGGGAGGAGUAACUCAAACACGUGGUGGUGCAUAUUGGUUGAUUUUGCCUGCAGGAUAUCUUGGAUCAUCAUUUUGGGGAAUGGCUAUGAUUCUCGCAUCAACCAAUCUUCUCACCGCUAGAAUUGCAGCGGGUUGCUUGGGUUUAGCUCUUCUUGUUGUCCUCUUCAUUGCUAAAAAUUGGACGCUUAGAGGACUUUGUGUUGGAUUCAUUAUUUUCCUUGCGGUGGUUUGGGUUCUACAAGAAACGACUACAGUUCGCAUACUUCGUUAUGUCAUUCUUUUCAUUGGUGUCAUGAACAGUUUGUUUUCAGUUUACGAUAUAUAUGAUGAUUUGAUUUCACGAAGAGUCAAUUCGAGCGAUGCUGAGAAGUUUGCGGAACUGUGUCCAUGCCCUUGUAAUGGAAUUGGUUGGGGAGUCAUUUGGGGAAUGAUAUCAUUUAUCUUCUUAUGUGCUUCAAUAUAUCUUGGUCUUGUCAUUCUAUCUUAAGGCUAUAUAAUUACUGUUUCAGAAGUUAAUUGCAAAAUUCAUAGAAGAUCAUUCAAAUCUAAGCUUCAAUUUCAUGAUCAGGUUCAGGUUUAAAAUGUGAGUAUUGAAUCUUUAAAUUGCUCGAGUUCUUUGUUGGGUGGCUGCGUCUAUCCCCAAGCUUUUAUACUUCGGAGUUUGGAGAAAAGCCUCUUUUUGUUCUAACCAUCCUCACUUCCAGCCUUCAAUUUUACAUAUAUUUUGUACAAAAUUGUACUCUCAUAUUCUUUAUUCCCUUUUCAUUAUUAUUACUAUCAUUGUUAUUAUUAUUAUUUUGAACUAUAAACCUUCCAAAUUUAAUUAUUGGUUACACUUGCAAACGUGGAAUUAUCUUUAAAUUUUGAUUAGACAACCAUUGAAGUACCUA